GUGGUGGUGGGGAAAUCCCCCCCCCCAAAAAAAAAAAAGUUGUCCCUGAUCCCGGCGCACACACCAUGGCUUCCAUUAAGGCCAAAGCCCUGUACAGCUUCCAGAGCGAGAACCCCGAGGAGAUCAGUAUCCUGGAGCACGAGCAGCUGCUGGUGUUCAACGAGACGUCGCUGGACGGGUGGCUGGAGGGGCAGAACAGCCGCGGGCACCGGGGGCUCUUCCCGGCCUCUUACGUGGAGAUCCUCAAGACCAGCGCCUCCUCCUCUUUGUCCUCCUACACCGACUGCAGCCCGGCCGGGUCCCCGGGGAGCCCCGGCGCCUUCUUCGCCCCGGGCCCCGACCACCAGAGCAGCUACGACGACGACGACUACGACGACGACUGGGACGACUGGGACGACAGCUCGACCGUGGUGGACGAGCCCCCGGCGACGGGCGGCACCAACGGGCACAACCACCGCGUCCACCAGUACCCGCCCCCCACCGGCCCCCCAUCGCCUCACUCCGGGGUCAGCCACCGGCACAGGCCGUCGGUGGAGCGCCAGGACAGCGCCGCCGGCAGCAGACUGACCGCCAAGGGCAGCGUCGUGGGGAAGAACUUCAACCGCUUCUCGAGUUUCGUCCGGUCCGGGGGAGAGGCUUUCAUCCUCGGGGAGGUGCCCACGGUGUUCAAGAGCACCGAGACGUACGGGGUUCAGAUGGGUCCCAACGGGCCCCAGUGGUCCAACAGCCCCCACCCGUUCACCUGCACCAUCGAGGACCCCACCAGACAGACCAAGUUCAAGGGCAUCAAGAGCUACAUCUCCUACAAGCUGACCCCCAGCCACACCGACCGGACCGUGUUCCGCCGCUACAAGCACUUCGACUGGUUGCACAACCGGCUGCUGCACAAGUUCUCGGUCAUCUCGGUGCCCCACCUGCCGGAGAAGCAGGCCACCGGCCGGUUCGAAGACGACUUCAUCGAGAAGCGGAAGAGACGGUUGAUCCUGUGGAUGGACCACAUGACGAGCCACCCGGUGCUUUCUCAGUACGAAGGCUUUCAGCAUUUCCUGACCUGCACGGACGAGAGGGCUUGGAAACAGGGCAAACGGCGGACCGAGAAGGACGAGCUGGUCAGCGCCAACUUCUUUCUGACCAUUCGGAUCCCGCAGGAGCACCAGGAUCUCCAGGACGUGGAGGACAGGGUGGACCUGUUCAAAGCCUUCUCCAAGAGGUUGGACGACAGCGUCCUACAGUUGAGCAACGUCGCCGCCGAUCUCUGCAGGAAACACCUCGGAGGCUUCCGAAAGGAAUUUCAGAAAUUGGGAAUCGCGUUCAAUUCGAUCAGUCAGGCGUUCGAGAUGGAUCAACCGCACCUGUCGGUGCCCCUGAACAAGGCCAUUUCAAACACGGGGAGGACGUACGAAGCCAUCGGGGAGAUGUUUGCAGACCAGCCCAAGAAUGACCUGUUCCGGAUGCUGGAUACCCUCUCCCUUUACCAAGGACUGCUGUCCAAUUACCCGGACAUCAUUCACGUUCAGAAAGGUGCCAUUGCCAAGGUGAAGGACAGCCAGAGAAUGAGCGACGAGGGAAAAAUGGAUCAGGAACAGGCAGACGGGAUAAGCAAGCGCUGCCGGGUGGUUGGAUUCGCUUUGCAGGCUGAGAUGAAUCACUUCCAUGAGCGAAGGAUCGUUGACUUCAAACACAUGAUGCAGUCUUACCUACAACAGCAGAUCCUUUUCUACCAGCGGAUUGGACAGCAGCUGGAGCGAACACUGAGUAUGUACGACAACCUGUAGCCAAGAGCCCUAUGGAACCUGGGGUUUUACACAGGGAGAAUGGGAAGUUUUUCAGCCCCUGGAAAGGCACAGAGUCUCUCCCCCACCCCGUCCCCCAUCCCUCUUCUAGAACCAGUAACAGAUUUAUUCACUACUCAGAAGGAGCAGUCAUUGUACUAGCUCAUUAGGGCUUUGAAAUGUACUCCAUGUCUAACAAACACUUGGUGCCUUUCAACAUCAAAUCUGCAUUAUAUGACCCUUUGCACAGGAUGCUCAUGGUUUGGAACAUUUUCUUUUAAGGCUAUUUUUUAGAAUUGCAUUGUUUGCCACUGCUGUCCUCUUGCUCCGAUACUUGGAACUCCUUGGUGUGAGGACAUGCUCUGUAGUACCAUUGGCACCUGUACAGAUCUCAAGAUACAGCAACUGCUAAACCACAGUCAACUUUAUAGGGAACAAGGCUCUCCAUCAAAAAAGCCACACGGGUUUCAAAAGCUGUUUCGUCCUUAUUAGCGUUUACAGAUCAGAAAUGCUGACACCUCCUGCCGUGCAUUCAAUAUAACAGAAACACUCCCAUCAGUUACUCAACACCUGCUGCACACCCACGGUAUGACUUCACCAGGUAACCGUAAAAUGACUGGGCAAGUUAACUAUAGGGACAGGAAACCUCAAUAUGAAGGGAUGUCAAAACAUAUGAAAACUAUAACUACAGCUCUAGUUUUAUCGAUAGAAUGUAAACUAUGCCAGAGCAUUAGGUUGGGACUCAGUAGGCUAGAAAUCCUUGAGAUUGGGUUGGCAGUCUCAGUUCUAGAGCUUGAGCUAUCACUAAGAUAUAGCAUUGGGUUAGUGAUCGCUGGGGUAGAAUAUUUCAGUAUUGGGCAAAAACAAUAGGUUUCAGUGAUGUCGAACAGAAUGAGAAAGUGAACAAUCACAGAGAGGGGUUGGGAGUGUUGAUGCAAAGUGCAUAUGAAAUGGUGAAGAAAACUUGAGCGUGUGAAAUAAGAAAUGUGCAAGGGUAAAGGUUGAAAUCAAUCCCUUUUCUUGGAUGCCUGCUAGAAAGGCUCCUGGGAAUGAUUUGACACUUAUUUAGCCUAUAGUUGUGAUGUGCCAAUAACCUUGCUCCUGACAUUUAAGGAAUACACUGCACUUUAGCUUGUAUUCUUUACAACCUAUCCCACUGCAAUGUAACUCAGAGCUGUAUACCAUUUUUACCUUGUACAUCGAUACUCGGGGCUAAAUAUAAAGUAUCUGCAAUAUUUAACAUUAUCAAUAUAACGAUUGCAUAUUGAUAACUAUGUAAGUGAGCAAUGUGGGUGGCAUAUUCUUCUCAGACUGAAAACGGUGUCACUGUGCAAUGUCACCCAGGAUGCUGUUGGUACUAUGGAUGGGCAACGUACUGAUGUAAUGUGUCAUUAUCUAUGUAUCGAGAAGUAAUGGUGGAAUUAAUUUGACAACAAACUUUUCGCAAUGUUGAAGAGAGAAUAUGUGGCAUUGGAAGCACAGAAAGAUGUGUGAAGAAAGGAGAGUUGAACGAUUACAUGAUAUCUUCAAGUGUCAUUCCGGACUUUCAGAUUUCCUGUUCUCUCCAUCUCUCCUUUCCCCACAGUGAAUUUUUCUAACCCCACCCCCACUUUCCAGGGUUUUUGCGGGGAGAGUUAAGCAGUGACGCACAUGCAUGAGACUGCUGGAAGAAGCACGACAUUCAGUUUGCCGCUGCACCAGCAUUUUCAAGUUCUUUCAAGACUGAACUCUAAAAGAUGUUGAAUAUUAAGCCACCAGACACAUUCCAGGCAUCUUCACGCCGUCACAGAUACUGCUGUACAUUUAAAACUUUAUGACUUGUUUUUCCUCUCUCCUCCCCCACGUGAGUGUGCCUCUCGAUAUUGGGGAGCUCUUAGCAUCUCCUCAGUGCACAGGAAUUUCAUCUUUCUUUACUGCUCUGUGUCCACUGGAUACUCCAGAGAUGACACAGUUGCUUGAAGUCUGGGAUAUGAGUUUGGAAGCAGGUUUGAAAAAGGAAAUAAACAAUAAAAGUACAAAUAUUGAAA
Callorhinchus milii (elephant shark) is the source of this 3799-nucleotide messenger RNA. It is a transcript of the gene snx33, whose product is annotated as sorting nexin 33. Gene Ontology annotation, biological process: endocytosis; endosomal transport; mitotic cell cycle. Gene Ontology annotation, cellular component: plasma membrane; cytoplasmic vesicle. The record is from RefSeq and is a predicted model, not a curated record. NCBI's taxonomy places the organism in Eukaryota, Metazoa, Chordata, Chondrichthyes, Chimaeriformes, Callorhinchidae. The coding region runs from base 66 to 1775 and encodes 569 amino acids. Gene Ontology annotation, molecular function: phosphatidylinositol binding; protein binding. The transcript is spliced from 2 exons.